Molecule: messenger RNA, 1311 nt
Organism: Fraxinus pennsylvanica
Lineage: Eukaryota; Viridiplantae; Streptophyta; Magnoliopsida; Lamiales; Oleaceae
Source: the annotation of a GenBank genome assembly
AUGGGAAGGUUAUUAGGCAAAGGUACCUUCGCCAAAGUUUACUAUGGAAAACAAUUAAUUACAGGUGAAUGUGUCGCAAUUAAGGUUAUCAAGAAAGAUCAGGUAAAAACUGAAUGGAUGAUGGAGCAAAUCAAGAGAGAAAUCUCUGUAAUGCGACUUGUUCGACAUCCAAAUAUCGUCGAGCUCAAAGAAGUCAUGGCGACCAAAACCAAGAUUUACUUUGUAAUGGAAUACGUACGAGGAGGUGAACUUUUCGCCAAAGUAGCGAAAGGGAGACUGAAGGAAGACGUUGCCCGGAAGUACUUCCAACAGUUGAUAAGCGCGGUGGACUUUUGCCAUAGCCGCGGUGUUUAUCACCGUGAUCUCAAGCCGGAAAACCUCCUCGUGGAUGAGAAUGGAGACUUAAAGAUUUCUGAUUUUGGCCUGUCGGCCUUGCCUGAGCAUCUGCGUAACGAUGGCCUUCUACACACGCAGUGUGGAACUCCGGCCUAUAUAGCGCCGGAGGUGAUGAGGAAGAAAGGAUAUGAUGGAGCAAAGGCUGAUAUUUGGUCAUGUGGAGUCAUAUUGUAUGUUCUUCUAGCAGGGUUUCUUCCUUUUCAGGAUGAUAACCUAAUGCAUAUGUAUAGAAAAAUUAUAAAGUCGGAUUACGAGUUUCCUUCAUGGUUUUCGACAGAAUCAAGACGAUUAGUGUCGAAAUUAUUGGUCUCUGAUCCUGAAAGAAGGAUCAAGAUUCCUGCUAUAAUGCGAGUUCCUUGGUUUAGGAAAGGCUUAAAGAGGCCUAAUGCAUUUUCAAUGCAAGAAUCGAUAUUCGAAAAAUUUGAUGAAGAGGAAAAAUUUAUGCACGAAACCAUUAAGAAGUCUCCAUCUUCACCAGCCCUUUUGAAUGCCUUCCAAAUCAUUUCAUCCAUGUCGACGGGAUUUGACUUGUCGGCCAUGUUCGAGGAUAAGAGGAAGGCCGGAUCAAUGUUCACGUCAAGGUGUUCAGCCAAGGUCAUGAUAGCAAAGAUUGAAAUGGCGGCAAAAAGAUUCAAUUUCAAGGUUGCAAGAAGGGACUCGAAAUUAAGGUUAUUAGGAUCAAAUGAGGGUCGGAAAGGGCGGUUGUCAGUGACGGCCGAGGUUUUCAAGGUGGCGCCUGAGGUCACAAUGGUCGAGUUCUCGAAGUCCUCCGGCGACACAUUGGAAUAUAUCAAGUUUUGUGAAGAGGACAUUAGGCCUGCAUUGAAAGACAUCGUUUGGACAUGGCAAGGUGACAAUAUUUUUAAUUGCAAUGUCACAACUAGUGGUGGUGAAGAAUGCACAAAAGAUUUAUGA